Messenger RNA from Leptopilina boulardi, 825 nucleotides. RefSeq names its product speckle-type POZ protein-like. Lineage: Eukaryota; Metazoa; Arthropoda; Insecta; Hymenoptera; Figitidae. The transcript is spliced from 3 exons. The coding region runs from base 1 to 825 and encodes 274 amino acids. Gene Ontology annotation, molecular function: ubiquitin protein ligase binding. The record is from RefSeq and is a predicted model, not a curated record. Gene Ontology annotation, cellular component: cytoplasm. Gene Ontology annotation, biological process: regulation of proteolysis; proteasome-mediated ubiquitin-dependent protein catabolic process.
AUGGCUGACGAAGUGACAAAACGUUUGCUAAGAGAAUGGGGAAAUGUCUGUAGUCUUCGAGCAAGUUAUAUUAAUGCUAGUAUUAAACUUCUUUGGGAUAGUAGAGAAUUGGAAUCUGUUAAUACAUUACAGCUGUUGGAAAGUAGUUCUAACCUCUUUUGGGAAUGUGGAACUGGUUCUAAACUAACAAAAAUAAAAAAUCCAUUGUCUGAUUCCCUGAAAUGUAAUGACCUAGUGGAAAACAUCGCAAGUUUGCUAGACGAUGAAAAUUUCAAAGAUGUCACGUUUAAAAUAGAAAAGCAGGAAUUAACUGCCCACAAAGCGAUACUCGCUAAUCAAAGUCCUGUGUUUGCUGCGAUGUUUAAUAAUAAAAUGAAUGAACAACUAACGUCUGAAGUUGAAAUAAAUGAUAUAAAACCAGAAGUAUUUCAGAAAAUGCUUCAAUUUAUUUACUGUGAUCAAGUUGACAAUUUAGACGAAUCGGCAUUAGAAUUGUAUUACGUUGCCGACAAAUAUCAACUAGAAAAACUAAAGAUUAUGUGCAUCAAAAGUUUACAGGAUAAUUUAUCCUCAGAAACAGUUGUAAAUACUCUUGAUGUUGCGGAUUUGUAUUCAAUUUCCAAAUUAAAGAAUAAAUGUUUGAAUUUUUUAAACAAAGAAUGUGAAAUAAUGAAUACAAUAGAGUUUAAACAAUUAGUACAAGAACGUCCACAUUUAUGCAUUGAACUUGUGAAAGUGGAAAAAGUAUCUGAUGAAAAUGACGAUGAAGAAGAAAAUAAGAACUGUUAUGAGAAUUGGACUCAUACAAUACGUGCAGAAGAAUAA